Serinus canaria (Common canary) is the source of this 858-nucleotide messenger RNA. RefSeq names its product DBF4-type zinc finger-containing protein 2 homolog. The record is from RefSeq and is a predicted model, not a curated record. Bases 1 to 819 code for a protein of 272 amino acids. The transcript is spliced from 2 exons. Lineage: Eukaryota; Metazoa; Chordata; Aves; Passeriformes; Fringillidae.
AUGCUCAAACCCAGCACUGCUCCAGAGAGCCCCUUUUCCGGCGGCGCCGGGAUUCCAAAGAGAGCGUUUUGGGCGAGGAACGCGCCUUUGGCCACCACCUCAGUGGGAGAACCCCGGCCUGGCACCGCGCCCUGCCCACCCCGACGGUCUCCGGCGCCGCUCCGGCCCCUCCGCCCGGCCCCCGUUCGACCCCCCCGCCUCCGCCCGGCCCCCGUUCUGCCCCCCCCACGGGCGCGGGGCGAGGCCCGCUGCCCGCCGCGGGGCCGCCUGCUGGGGCUACUCGCUCCCCGCCCGACAGGGCGCCCCGCCCUCGGGGUGUCCCUCGCGGCCCCGGCGGGGUCUCCCUCCCACGGCCGUCCCUCACCCGUGGGCGCCGCUCCCUCCGCCCCUCUCGCAGGGCCGCGGUGUCGGCCCAGCUGCCUCCGAGCGCUUCCGCCCGGGUCACGGGCCGCUUCCGGCCCCCGCGCGCCCAGCCCGUACAGCGCCCGUGCUCCCGGCAUGCUGUGCGCGCGAGCGGUGUAUGCUGGGGCGCGUAGUUCUCGGGGGCAUCUGCAGGCCCGCCAUGUCAGGGUUCGGGGUUGUCGGCCGACAGCAGCUGAACAUGAGCGAACGCAUGCCCGGCUGGCCAGGAAGGCCAGUGGCAUUUUGGCUUGUAUGCAGAAUGGUGUGGCCAGCAGGAACAGGGCAGUGAUGGUCUCAGCGCUGAUGAGGCCGCACCUCGAGUCCUGUGUUCAGUUCUGGGCCUCUCAAUUAAGGCACAACAUCGAGAUUGGACUCGAUGGAGGUGUUUUGGACAGAGGUGUUUUCCAGCCCAGCUGAUUCUGGCAUUCUGCGGCCGAGCGGCGUGCGGGAGAUGCA